GGCGGGGUGGACGAGAGCCACCUGCAGUACAUGGCGUGUCUCAUGAGCGGCUCCCCCAACGGCAGCAUAGGCAGGGAGAAGGACUCGCCGCUGUCGGGCUACAGAUCUCCCAUGCCCGAGGCACCCUCCGUCAAGCAGGAGAUCCAGAGCCUCAGCGGCAGCCUCAGCGCCGGGCCGCCCAGCCCGGUGUCACCGGGGGGAUCACCCGUUGCCGGGAUCGGCCCCGGGGGCUCGCCACUCGGAUCGCCGCUCGGCAAGCGCAGCCUGGAGCGCGUUCUGGACCGGGAGUCGCCGGACCAGCCCCUGCAGCUGAAGAAGCUGCGCCACGACGACCCGGAGGACCUGUCCAUGAGGGACAACACCGUCAUGAUGGAGGCGUAGGCGUCGCGCCGAAGGAUUCGAACUACAUUCCAGUGUUGGGGAAGGUGAAACGGGAACUUGAUUUGACGCGAGUUUUUCUUUCUUUGCGGAGGGGAAGGGGGGGGGGGUAAAUACUUGGUCAUCUGUACUUCUCUUCAUUCCUGUUCAUCCCUGUUGUUGUUUUUUUAACGUGCUCUUGAUAAAUGCACUCAUUGUAUUCCCGUUCAACAGUCGGCAAGACUGCUGUUCGAUGUUAUUAGCUAAUUGUACUCAUUUCGAAGACGGGACACUCAUUAAGAAUUAUCACUUAUAUCAAAUCGUCGUUAACCACUUAUCAUUCCUCUGUAUGGUUGUAAGGCAUCGCCUCGUCGCAUGUUGAAUUGUUAAGAUUUUUGGAAAGAAACAGUUUGUGGUCUGUCAUCCACGAUGCAUAUCAAUCGCAGUUCUCAGCGGGCCGAAAGGGAGUCUUCUCAUUUCUGCUCCCGUGUUCGUUCAGCAAGAAAACACGAUGUGGAUGACUUUUUGAUGAAAUGCAGAGACAGUGCCUACAAAUGCAGUGAGAGCACGUAUACGUACAAUUUAUGUAAAAUUUACCUGUAGAUUUUUUGUAAAUGUAAAUAUGUAAGUACCUGCCACAUGGUUGGCGUAUUACGUUGCAUAAUAGUCGUUUUUAGUCAUAACAGUAAACCGAUAGGCGUAAUAAUCCAACCAUCAGGCUUGAGUUGUUAGAUUUCCACAAGGAUUUCCAUUUAAAUACAUCAUCUCCGUUCUUGUUUUAUUUUUAAUACAUGUUUUGUUGCAUAUACUCCGAUUAGGAAUUGUUAUUCUUCUUGUUGAUCAUUUAUUCAAAAAUAUUGUAACCACAAAAAAAUGGAAAUUUUAAAGUUGUGUGAUAGUCAUAAAAUUUUUGAUGGGAGGGCAUUGUAGAUUCCUUUCCUGGGAGUUUUUAAAUGCGCUUAUGCCUUGUCAUUUUUUAAGAUUUUUUAUUCUACAGUUUUAAGGUCUGAUUUAAUGCACAAAGAGCAAUUUAUUUCUCAUUGUUUAUCUUUCCUGUUUUUACUUUUACAUCUCAAUGUUUGUUUUCCUGUUUAUUGUUUAAAUGAAGCAAGCAAUUGAGUGCAAGUAGAUUGUGAAGGUAUGUAAGUUUCUGUGUGUGUAUGUGCGUGUGUGUGCGCGUGUGAGAAUGAAUGAUAAAUUGUUUGAAGAAUGUUACGAUAAAACAAAUGUUUUGUCCAUAUCAUUAGCAAUUGCUUUCCCGACCAGCUGUGCGUUAUUUUGUCCCAAUGAAGAUUAUAGAAUAAUCAGCAUUGCACCUUAUUUGUUUAUAGAAUGCGAACAGUUGCAAACACAACAAUUGAAUUUUGGUCUCCGUACGGAGAGCUGGGGUGGAAAUCUCUUCAACCAUAUCUACUUGCCCGUAGUAAGGGGAACUUAUAUUAAGUGAAUAUGUAAACAAUUUUACUUGUUUGCUAUCUUUGUUGAUUUCAAAUAUUAUUUAUUUGUAAUAUUUAUGUUGUCUAGGAGCAGGAACUCUGUGAUUUAGGAUUUUGAAUGAGUUACACUUAAUAGCUGAGUAAGGUUCAAGGCAGGUGAGAGAAACAGAAGGAAGGGACAAACCGAGUCGUAGUGGCUUGUUAAUUUGCUGCUGUAUUGUCGCGAAAAAAAAACCUCUUGUGAUUUUGUAUUUCUAAGAGUGUAUAUACACGGUCAUGUAUAGAAAAUGGAAAUAACUUUUUUCUGUAUGUGACUGAUAAUUUAAAGUGAUAAGUUAAUAACAUAUGUGAUCAGCAUAUGAUAUUGUAAACGCCAUUCGUAUACUUUUCGGCGUGAGAUACGUCAUCUUCUUCGUGCCAUCGCCAACAACACAAUAAACUUUUAGUCAGAAUGUA
This is a messenger RNA of Frankliniella occidentalis (western flower thrips), 2249 nucleotides long. RefSeq lists its product as uncharacterized. The transcript is spliced from 2 exons. The coding region runs from base 31 to 381 and encodes 116 amino acids. Lineage: Eukaryota; Metazoa; Arthropoda; Insecta; Thysanoptera; Thripidae. The record is from RefSeq and is a predicted model, not a curated record.